AGGUGUGAAGGUGUCAGUUUUCAGCAGACCAUCCAGCCAAACCAACAUGAAGUGUAUGGAGAGGAGGGCAGUAAUGUUCAGCUUUCCUGCAACUACUCCUCGAAAUACAGUGUUCUGUGGUAUAAAGAGUAUCCAGGAUCAGCUCCCCAUUUCAUCCUCUUCAUCCUCCAUGCCUCUAGGACUGUAGUGAGAGCUAAACCUUCAUACUCUCACCUCACUGUUAAACUGAACAGAAAAGACCCGUGGAGAUCUCCUCUGCUGAAUGCCGCAAAACAAAUUGACUCAGCACAGCUGGUGCAUCUUUUACACAUCCUGCCAUCUACAAUGUUGUUCUGUUCACUAUUACUCUUCUUUGACUUGAUAGGUGUCAGUUCUGAACAGGUAUUAACACCCUACACUGAUGUAGAAGUGGCUUCAGAAAGGGACAGAGUUACUCUCUCUUGUAACUACACCGCUUCUGUUAACACUCUUCAAUGGUAUCGACAGUAUCCCAAAUCAGAACCACAGUUACUGGUUAUGGAGUAUGAAGCUAUUACACCAGGGUUCACUCUAAAUCAUGACAACAAUGUCAAACGUAUGGAUCUGGAGAUCUCCUCUGCUGAAGUGACAGACACUGCUCUGUACUACUGUGCUCUGAAGCCCACAGUGACAGGAAACCCAGAAACACUGUACAAAAACCUAACAUCGCCAAUGCUAUUUCAACUCUGUAGUUCAAGGUUUUAUUUGACAAUAAUGCCAUCAAGUGGAGUGAACAUGCACCCAUUCUAUUGGGUCAAGAGGUUGAACAUAAUGUUACACAUAACAUGUAAUGAGUGGAACUGAUUCAACCAGAGUGUGAAUGUUCCAAGAGAAGAUCAUUAGAGAAGUCUCUGUCUAAA
Oncorhynchus kisutch (coho salmon) is the source of this 878-nucleotide messenger RNA. RefSeq lists its product as uncharacterized. The transcript has 4 exons. The record is from RefSeq and is a predicted model, not a curated record. The annotation marks the transcript as partial. Lineage: Eukaryota; Metazoa; Chordata; Actinopteri; Salmoniformes; Salmonidae.